Molecule: messenger RNA, 1287 nt
Organism: Solenopsis invicta (red fire ant)
Lineage: Eukaryota; Metazoa; Arthropoda; Insecta; Hymenoptera; Formicidae
Exons: 1
Coding region: 1-1287 (428 amino acids)
Source: RefSeq, a predicted model, not a curated record
AUGACUCUUCUAGUGGCUGAUAAUUUAGCUCUCCAUUCAAUGCUUGGUUUUGCUGAAGGGUUUACUGCAAAUUUUCCAUGUCGUAUAUGCCAUGCUCAUAGAUCUUUAAUUCAUAUUCAAACAGAGGAAGAUUCAAGUUUACUCAGGAAUAAAUUACAGCACGAUAUAGAUUGCAAAAUUGGUAACGUAUCUUUAACUGGAGUCAGUGGAGAGUUUGUCCUAAACGAGGUAGAGACUUUUGAAGUAACUGACAAUCCAAGUGUUGACAUUAUGCAUGACAUUUUUGAGGGUACUUGUAUUUACGAUAUGGGUCACAUUCUCUAUCAAUUAAUUUUUGUAAAGAAAUAUUUUACUGUUGAAACACUUAACUUCCGACUCAUUACAUUUAAUUAUGAUAAAACUAUCACUAAUAAGCCUACUGAGUUUAAAGAAAAGGCUCUUCGCACUAAAUCAGUGAAAAUGACUGCCAGUGAGAUGCGCACUUUUGUUCGUAUCUUUGUUUUACUUGUAGGUGACCUUGUUCCUGAUAACGAUCCCAUAUGGAAGUUUUACUUAAUUCUCCUUGAUAUUAUUGAAAUUGUUUUGUGUAGACAAAUGCAGAAAGAGAUGAUUAAGAUAUUGAAGGAGAGAAUUAGUGAACAUCAUCGUUUGUAUGUUAUUCUUUUCCAAGAUACAUUGAAACCUAAACACCUUCAUAUGGUUCAUUAUCCAUCAAUUUUGUCUCGGUCUGGUGCUCUUGUUAAUUUAGCAUGUGAUCGGUUUGAAGCCAAUCAUCAGCCAGCUGUGCAAGACGCUAAAGCUACUCGUUCUAGGAAAAAUAUUGCUUUCACUUUAGCUUUAAAACAGCAACUUCGGUGUGCUUACCGAUUCAUGACUCGAAAGGGACUUCAUACUUUAUUAGAAGUAGGACCUGAAGAAAAGCCAGAUUAUUAUAAUUCGUUAUUACUUCCAAUAAGUUUUUCUAAUGGCUUUAUGCAACAUGCUUUUGUCAUCUUUAAAGGAACUUUAUAUAAAAAGGGAAUGUGCGUUGCAAUUGGAGUGGAUGAUGAUAAUGGGCCUGAAUUUGGUAUUAUUUCCUCCGUAUUAGUAAAUCAUAAUGGCACUGUCUGCCUCAUGUGCAAUGUCCUUUCAUGUACAAUGUACAGUGAACAUUUUCAUGCUUAUAAUGUUACUAAAACUGCGAAAAUAAUAUCAAUUCUAGUUACUGAUCUUUUAGAUUAUUUGCCUUUGUUGUUUUGUAAAAGCAAUGAUGGAAAGCAAUAUGUUACAUUGCAUCAUUUACUUUAA